ACAAAAAAAUAAACAAUUUAGUUUUGAUGUCAACUGUGAAGAAAGGACUCAAAUAAGAGCCACUACAAUUAUCAUCAAACCAUGAACCAUAAAGCUCUCCUUAAAAUCUCUCUUCACUCUUCCCAUCAUUACAAUCGAAUCUCACACUCUCUCUCACAUUUCGUCCUCUGAUCGGAUAUCUUCUUGAAUCGCCGCCAUAGGAGAAGAGACAUUCCGACGAGGAUGACGAAACUCUGCGAGCUGUGUAGUGCACAAGCCGAUCUCUACUGCGACGCAGACUCCGCUUUCCUCUGCCGAUCCUGCGACGCAAAGUUCCACGCCUCUAAUUUCCUCUUUUCCCGCCAUCUCCGCCGCAUCAUCUGCCCUGACUGCGAAUCCCUCACCGGAGAUUUCGUCUCCGGUUCUCUUCCGCCUUGGCCUCCGAGAACAAGCUGCUGUUCUGGAUCUCACUCUUCUUCGGCCUCUUCUUGCUGCUCCGAGCUAUCGUCGACGAAGACGAGGAAGACGCGUGUCGUCGUCGCGAACAGAGCUCGAGGGAGGGAAAAAACAGUGAAGGCGGUUGCGGUUGGCGUUUUUGUAAAAUGGUGCGAUAGAUUAGGACUUAAUGAAGGUUUCAGAAACGCGGUCGUUUCGUUGGCGUCUCUCGCUUUGGCUGUGGAGAAGCCAAGAUUAAAGACGAAGGUGAUUUUAGCGGCGGCGUUUUGGUUGGGCGUUAAGAACUCGCGGAAGGCGAUGACGUGGCCGACUCUAAAGAAGGUGGAAGAUGUAACCGGGGUUGCAUCUGGAAUGAUUCGAGCCGUUGAAAGCAAACUGGCGCGUGCGAUGACGCUGCAGCUUAGACGGUGGCGCGUGGACUCGGAAGAAGGAUGGGCCGAAAACGACAACGUUUGAAAAUAUUUUUUUUUGGACGUGGGUCCCGCAUAUUGCACGUAGGCCUAGUGGUAGAGUGAUAACAAGUUGUAUCGUCGACGUGUUGAUUUUUCUUUCCAAACGUUUAAAAUGGUUUGAACCGCUUGAGAUGGUAGAAAUUUAUUUAGUGUUGGAGACUAAAAAAUUUAGUUGUUCUUCAAAUCCUGAUUAGUCCAAUGUUAAAC
Messenger RNA from Eutrema salsugineum, 1094 nucleotides. RefSeq names its product B-box zinc finger protein 32. Lineage: Eukaryota; Viridiplantae; Streptophyta; Magnoliopsida; Brassicales; Brassicaceae. The record is from RefSeq and is a predicted model, not a curated record. Gene Ontology annotation, molecular function: zinc ion binding. The coding region runs from base 223 to 891 and encodes 222 amino acids. The transcript has a single exon.